AUGGAAAAUAUAAAGAGAAACAGAAGGUUCCUGGGAAUCGCACUCAUAAACUUCGCGAUCUGCAUAUUUAUUCUCUUCCAUGCACCGAUAUUUAUCCCCAUGCCCUACAUCUCUUCGAGGGUGUGCCUCAGGUUUGCGUCUCUGUUUGUAUACACCUUUGUCUAUGCAUUCGCUCUUCUUGGGGCCAAUGUCAGAAGAAUUGCUCCAGUAAGAGUUACCAGGAAGGUGGUACCUGUGGGAUAG
Encephalitozoon cuniculi GB-M1 is the source of this 243-nucleotide messenger RNA. RefSeq lists its product as uncharacterized. The coding region runs from base 1 to 243 and encodes 80 amino acids. NCBI's taxonomy places the organism in Eukaryota, Fungi, Microsporidia, Unikaryonidae. The transcript has a single exon. The record is from RefSeq and is marked provisional.